GCGUCCGAGGAGCCCGCAGCGGCUCCGGGCUCAGAACUCUCCCGGCUUGGAGAGCGGGCGGGAGCCGGGGGCCGGGCUGGUGCGGGCGGCGAGGAGGCUGAGGAGGCGCGGAGGUAGCAGGGAGGCCGGGGCUUAGCGCCCGGCGGCGUCGGGGCCGCGGCCUCGUACCGGCCGCAGCCGCUUCCCUUGGCGCGUUGCUGGCACAGGGUCUCUGCGCCCAGGGCGCACGGCGGGCAGGGACGCAGCCCGGCCGCCUGGCCGCCAUGGAGCCGGCCCCCUCCCGCGACCCCGAGCUGCAGCCCCAGCUCCUCGCCAACGCGUCGGAGGCGUUCCCCAGCGCCUUCCCCAGCGCGGGUGCCAACGCGUCGGGGCCGCCAGGAGCACGGAGCGCCUCUUCCCUUGCCCUGGCUAUCGCCAUCACCGCGCUCUACUCGGCGGUGUGCGCCGUGGGGCUCCUUGGCAACGUGCUCGUCAUGUUCGGGAUCGUCCGGUACACUAAGAUGAAGACGGCCACCAACAUCUACAUUUUCAACCUGGCCUUGGCAGACGCCCUGGCCACCAGCACACUGCCCUUCCAGAGUGCCAAGUACCUGAUGGAGACAUGGCCCUUUGGGGAACUGCUCUGCAAGGUCGUGCUCUCCAUUGACUACUACAAUAUGUUCACCAGCAUCUUCACGCUCACCAUGAUGAGCGUCGACCGCUACAUUGCCGUCUGCCACCCCGUCAAGGCCCUGGACUUCCGCACCCCUGCCAAGGCCAAGCUGAUCAACAUCUGCAUCUGGGUCCUGGCCUCCGGUGUCGGUGUACCCAUCAUGGUCAUGGCUGUGACCCGCCCCCGGGACGGGGCAGUGGUGUGCAUGCUCCAGUUUCCCAGCCCCAGCUGGUACUGGGACACGGUGACCAAGAUCUGCGUGUUCCUCUUCGCCUUCGUCGUGCCCAUACUGGUCAUCACCGUGUGCUACGGCCUCAUGCUGCUGCGCCUGCGCAGUGUGCGCCUGCUGUCGGGCUCCAAGGAGAAGGACCGCAGCCUGCGGCGCAUCACCCGCAUGGUGCUGGUGGUGGUGGGCGCCUUCGUGGUGUGCUGGGCCCCCAUCCACAUCUUCGUCAUCGUCUGGACGCUGGUGGACAUCGACCGCCGCGACCCGCUGGUGGUGGCCGCGCUGCACCUGUGCAUCGCGCUCGGCUACGCCAACAGCAGCCUCAACCCCGUGCUCUACGCCUUCCUCGACGAGAACUUCAAGCGCUGCUUCCGCCAGCUCUGCCGCACGCCCUGCGGCCGCCCAGAGCCCGGCAGCUUCAGCCGCGCCCGCGAAGCCACGGCCCGCGAACGGGUCACCGCCUGCACCCCGCCCGACUGCCCCGGCGGUGGCGCCGCCGCCUGACCCGGGGCCGGCGGGCCCGCCGCGCGUCCCUCCGGAGGGACCCGGCGGUUAGGCGGAGUCCUAGUGGGGGCGGGGGCCACGACGCGAGUUGGGGCGGGCGGGGGCCGUGCGGUGGGCUGGAUCGCUGGUCUGGGACGGGCGGGGAGUGGGCCGGACGGCGGGGCGAUGCCUCUAGGCCGAGCUCAAGGUCAAAGGCUUUGGGUUGGGGCGGGGGGAGCUCGCUAGCCCAGGGCAGUGGACCUGUGGCUCUGGGAUUAGGCCGCUAAAUGGGGGGCCCUGCCACGAGAUCUAGUUGGAGCUGGGUUGGCGGGAGUGGGAGUCUGGUUUGAGACCCGGCCCAGGACCAAGGAGGGCCAGUGCUGGGGACGGUGCAAUCGAGCUUCAAGAUCGGGCCCAGAUGUGAUGAGGAGGGGCCUCCUCUGGGGGUGAGUUGAAGGACAGGACCGUGAGACGGAGGCUCCAGCUCCGGAUUGGCCUGGGAGAGAGAGCUCGGGUGCAAACAAUGGGGCCGCAGCUUGGAGUCAAGUCCCAGCCCCCGAGUUCCAGAAAGGGGCGGGGCUCGCCGAGGUCCAGGCCCAAUUUGCCAUUUUUAUGAACGAAUAGAAAAUAAACUAGAAACUAUACAACUUUCUCUCCUCGACAGUCGUUUCCCUGGAAGGGGCAGGGAGGCGCAGCAACGAAGUGGAGCUUGAGAUGGGACAGUGGAGGUGCAGGACCCGGUAGCAAGCAAGGCGGGCCUCAGCUGGGGCGGGGUCCCCACGGGGAGGAGCAGGAGGGCCUGCGAAUCCCAAACCAAUGCCAAAGGCUGGUGAGGGGGGUUGAGGCAAAGGGAGGGGGCUUCUACUUUGAAGUUAGGUCCUCAAGCCACAGGGAGGACACUUUGGGGGGUCCCCAAGACCCUUGUUUCUCUGGCCCAGGUCCUGGAGGACAGAGGGCCAUGCCAAUAGCUCCGUGAGUGUCGGAGGCCCCUGGCUCUGGGUUGGGGGUUGGGGGCCUCUGAAGCACCAGGGUGGCAUUUUCCUUCUCUCAGACGCUGGCACCUUGAUAAGAACCUCCAAGAAAUCCCCUCUCCCUUCUCCCAACAUCUGGCUAUACCCAGUAUGUCUGAUGAGCUGCAUCCCGGCUCUGGGACCUGACUAGGAAGGGACUGGGGGGAGAAGGCUUUUGUAACGUCAGUGCCAGCAUCAGUCUGUGUCCCCAGGCCCCACCCCCUGCGCACGCUGACCCCUUCAAGCUGCUGAGGGCAAGGUCCACCAGAGUUAGGCACAGUCGUUUUCCUUUUCACUUGGCAUUUUAUUCCGGCAUCCCCAGAUCUUUGCUUCCCCCUAUAUCAGGGUCUGGUCUGUUCUCUGUGUCCCCCACCCCAAGCUUCACCUCCACCAUCCCCCCACCUCUCCCCUCUUUUCCCAACACCGCCUCUGUCACAUACACCCUGACUCCCUAUUGAAGCGGUGUGCUGACAUCUUUGUAAAAACAAAUUUAAUUUUCUUCCCUUUUUGGGACAGAUGGAAAGAAAUUGACGUCUUUGUCUCAAACAGGGGAAAAAAAAAAAACAAUAUACCUCUUCUCUCUUUGACAGUCGUUUCCUUGCAACAAAAGCCUUUCUCCUCUCUGGGAGGCUGUCACUCCAGCAGGGGCUGAACUAGCAUUCUGGGGGUUGGGGCUUAGGCACCAAGGUGGGCUUUGGGCACAAGAGGGGCAGGGAUGCCCUUAGUGGGCAAAACAUAGUCACCUUCUCAGGAUGAGAAGCCCCAGACCUGAAUGUCCUUCCUUCAGGAAGUGGCUCCACCAGUGUCCUGGAAGAUGUGAGAUCGUAGCCAGCACUCCGAUCCAGGCUGCUAAGCUAUCAAGGCCUGGGGUCCCAGUCCACCUGGAUCAUUGUUACCAUCUAAAUGGAGCUUGUGACUAAAAAGAUCUCUGUGUCUUAAUGGGGUGGGGGGUUCAGCAAGGCAGGGAACACACUCUGGGACACUUAUUAUCAUCACUUGGGACCCCUCCUGCUAGUGCCUUCUGGAGACGUAUAGAAAGGGGACAAUUUAGGAACCAGGGAAGACUCUUGAAGGAGGUGACAUUGGAGCCAGAGCUCUUUAUUCUCCUUGCAAAGAUUGGGUCCCCACUCCAGAUCCAGUCACUGCCAUUUCCUGUGGCUGUCUGGACCUGCCUGCUUGUUGCCAAUCCACAUAUAUAAUUUCGUCUUGGAGUCAGCAGGGGUCGGGUCCAGACCACGUGCAUUUAAGGUAAAGCAAACAUGUUGAAGUCUACUUCCUGUGCACACUGGGCACUGGGACUCAGAAGUGAGUCCGAUAUGACCCCAUCCUCAGAAGAUUCGAGCCUAUGCUUGGACCAAAGCAUAAAUGAAUCUUUGCAACUCAGUGUGAUUCACGCGGGGUGACAGGGAGCCCCGGCAUGGGUGGGGGUGUUGCAGGGAAGUGCCUGUUCUAGCUUUUUACUGAAACCCGUAUUUGUAGCAAUUCUGAGAAGGGUGGAAAGGGUCAGAGGGCCUUAAAGGAUGACUAGGAGUUAGCCACCAAGAAGAGAGAGCAGUGUGUGCAAAAGCGUGGAAUGAUCAAGCGCUUGGUAAACCCAAGAAAUUGUGUGCAGCUGAAGUGUGGGGCUCAGUCGAAUGCUUCUGUGUGCUGGCCCCCAAGCCACGAGCUUGAUGCCCAUCAUUUCUCUGGCCCAUGACAGCCCAGUGGAGCAAGUAAUCCUGUCUUUAUUUUAAACAAGAAGUCAGGCUCAGAGAGGUCAAGCCACUUACUCCUAAUUCACCGAGCCUAUUCGUGGUAGCAGAACUCAAGUCAGAACUCCAGGGUCCAAGUUGCCAGUGAAUUCCAGGCAUCAUUGAAGUAUAAAAGCCUUAGUAGCUGGUAUCCUGGGGUGAAGUUUUUGGAAACUUAAAACUAAAUGGGAAAAUCUGAGGGAAAAGGGCAAUUUUCCGUGAACUUUUGUUCCUCCUGAAGCUCUCCAAAUCUUCAAGCUUCAAAGUGUAUUGUGCAUGAUGCAUUUUAAAGCUCCAAAUUGACAAUGUAAUUCUAGAUCAUCACCGGGCUCUCAAAGCGGUGGAGUAGGUCUGAUUUUCUACAAAAUUUCCACUCCUCUCUUUACAAGAGGUAGGAGGAAAGUUUUUGCUUCUGGUUUCAAAAUGUCCUACAAUUUCAUAUCUCUUCUUGUAAUAGAAGUAGUGGUUAAAGCUGGGGUCAGAGCUAGGCUUUCCCUCUCUGUGCCUCAGUUUCCUCAUCUGUAGAGUGGACUUCCUUCAUGGGAUUGUUGUAAGGAUUUAAUAAAUUAAUGUAUGUACAGGGCCCUGCACAUGGGCUAUUAGUGUGUGGAAAGUAUCCAUUAUUACUCAAAAGUAGAGUUGCUGUGCAAGGUCAGAGCUGGAGACCCAGAUGGGAAAGGAGGGGAGCUUUCAGGGGUAGUGAUGAAGAGAGAAGAGAUGGGGGACCCAGCCUGGGGAUCCCCUGCUUUGUAGGCGCCACCAUGGAGAGUGAGAAGCUGCCAGAGAGGAAGGAGGAGGAUGGGGAGAAUGUGCUACCAUGGAAACCGGAGGAGGAGGGCGUUCCCAGGGGGAGGGAGUGAUGGAUAAUGUCAAGUGUCAUGUCAGAGAGGUUGGGUGGGGAGGGCAGGAGAGUGAUGGGAGUAAACCGGAGCCUUCAGGUUCAGUCUUCGGCGUGGCCUGGAACCCUCAACAAUGGAUUCAGAAAUCAGCUCUGAUGCUAACUGUCUGGCUGUGUGACCUCAGUAAGGAAUUUGCCCGCUCUGUACUUCUGUUUCCUCCUAGACUUAAGACAAGGGAAUGAGUCAGCCUCUAAUACGAUGCUCAGUUUCUAAUAAGUGUCCUGAUUUUGAUGGACUCUUGACCAUUUCUAGCAGUAUGAUCUUAAGCAAGUUGCUUCACUUCCAAGUGCCCUCCCAAGUGCCCUCUCUGAAGGACAGAGAGAGCACACGAAAAGUGAAAGUGUUCAUUGUUCAGUCAUGCCCAACUCUUUUCAACCCCAUGGACUGCAGUCCACUGGGCUCCUCUGUUCAUGGACUUUUCCAGGCAAGGAUACUGAAGUGGGUUGCCAUUUCCUUUUCCGGGGGAUCUUCCCGACCCAGGGAUCAAACCUGGGUCUCCUACACUGCAGGCAGUUUCUUUACUGACUGAGCUACCAGGCUGCAUAGUAGGCCUCCAAGCCAGGGUUCUCCUGUAAUAAGAAUGGGGGUGCCAGAGGCUGCUGUCUAGGGAGGUUUGCUUGGCUUGAAAUUUGAGCUGUUCCCUAAGAUGGAGAGGGGUCACCAUGUCCUGAGAGGACUUGGAGGAGCAACAGUCCAGGUUGGGCAUCUGCUGGGCCUCUGGCCCAAGACCAGCCCCUUGGUCAUCAGCAGCAGAUCCUCAGCCUGCCUUCCUACCUGGCAACUACUGCAGAUCCAGGCUGGGAGCCAGCUCAGGGCCUCCAAAACCCCUAGGAAGUUGUCCCCCUGGAUCCUGACUCCAGCACUCACAUACAACACACACACACACAUAACACUCACACACACACACCCUUUUCUCUUAUCAUUUAUCGUCAUCAUUUCUUCCUUUAUUUCAUUUCUGGGCACUGUGCACAUAGUACAGAGUCAGGGGAAGUGAUGGGUGAGGAGUCUGUAGCAGGGGCUCGAAUUGCAGGCUGGGUGGUUCUCGGGGCGGGCAGCUUGGAAAUUCAGAAUGGUAGCCAGAGGGGAGCUGACGCGGUCAGGAUGGACCCCCUGAUGGAGCAGAGCACUGGGCUCAGGGCUUGCUCAAUCUCUGAUUCAUCAGUGGCAGCUGCCACGAGCCCCACCUGUGAGCAGCUCUUCCCGGACACGGAGUGCCUUCGCAUCCCCAUCUCGGUGAGAGGCCAGUAUCGUCACAACAGGUAAUACAGACGGCACGUGGGGCCCUUCGUUGUUCUAGGCACUAGAUAUGGGGUGACACUUCAUCUUCACAGCAUAACUAUGAACAGGCAUUACUGUUACCCCUAUUUUAUAGGUGAGAAAACUGAGGCUCAGAGAGGGCAAUGACUUGCCUAAGGCCACACAGCUGGUCCGUGGCUGGUCCGGCUAGAAUGCUGUCUUGGGUCUGUCAAGUCCACUUCCUCUGCUUGCCUGACUCCCAAGCAGACACUCUGUGAUUACACGAAGGAGUACUAGGGAGACCCUGGCGUCCAGCUCCCAAGUGUGAACAGCACACCCCCCACCCCGGCAGGCCCCGUGUCUCAUCACCUGGGUGGCAGGGGCACCGGCCGGCGGCCGCCUGAGAAACUGCUGUGACUUCGGCAGUUGCUGCUCUCCCAUCCAGUCCCCCCGCCUCAGAAGACUGCUUUGCUCUGUGCACUUGUGGACUGCCUGCCUUGUCUGUGCUGUGUGACCUCGGGAAGUCACUUCACUCCUGAACCCAUUUCCUCCAUGGUGGACGAUGACGCUCCCCUGGUAAGAAGUUGUGGGGAUUUACAAAGAAGCUAUGAGUGAAGGACCUGUCUGUCUGGGUCACACGAGCGUUCCUGGCAACUGACCUGCAAUGCACACAGUAGUUGUUCUGCCGAGUGGAGGAGAGAGGUGCUUGGCCUGCAGUAAGUGCUCAACAUAUGGAGCUUUUUAACAUUAUCUGAUGUUCUUGUUUAUCCCUGCUCUGACUCCGUCUCUGAACGCUGUAGGUUGGUCAGGAGCAAAGAACUUUCCUUUUUAGCCAUCUGCCUGAGUUUGCGUUUCAGAAGGUGGGACAGCAUGCAUUGGAGAGGCAAACUUCAAGAAGAUGUCUUCUCUCCAGGUACCUUCUACAGAGCUGUCCCCUUUGGUCCUUGCCGGGACUCAGAGACCCUAGAUUGGGGCACAGCCUGGGAGGGAAGAAAGGUCCCCAGGUGGCACCGGCCUGGGCCUCCUGGCCUGCAUGGUUGAAUCAUGGAGAUGGUGUCCCUGGGGAGGUGUCAGUGCAGGUGACAUCCAUCCAGUGGGUCAUCUUCUAGAAUCUCCUCUUGAAAUGAGUCCCAACCCAGUAGACAAGGAACAUGGGUUUGACUCUCCAUCUCCCACUUGCUGUGUGCCCCUGGGCGGGGCUCUGUCCCUCUCUGGGCCUCUGCACCAUGGACAUGGGUUGAUGGAUUCUGAGGGCACUGCCUUCCUGGGAGAGAAAGAGAUGUUUCCCUCAUGUUCCUCAAUCCCAGAAACAGACAUCUAUUGGUAAAAUGCCCUGGGCAUUUGCCAGAGACUGGGAGAACCAGAGGCCCUCUAGGGGUCCAGUGUGUGUCACUGGAGUUGUCCCCCUUUGCGGGUGAGGGAGGCAGGCGUGUCAGAAAUGAAGCUUGGCUCAGACACCUGGCUUUUGCCUCUCCCAGGUUCCAUUUGGGGACCAAGGACCCAACUUUCUGUUUUCCCAAUAAAGU
Cervus elaphus (red deer) is the source of this 7762-nucleotide messenger RNA. It is a transcript of the gene OPRD1, whose product is annotated as opioid receptor delta 1. The record is from RefSeq and is a predicted model, not a curated record. NCBI's taxonomy places the organism in Eukaryota, Metazoa, Chordata, Mammalia, Artiodactyla, Cervidae. Gene Ontology annotation, cellular component: membrane; neuron projection. The transcript has 3 exons. Gene Ontology annotation, biological process: neuropeptide signaling pathway; G protein-coupled opioid receptor signaling pathway. Bases 264 to 1382 code for a protein of 372 amino acids. Gene Ontology annotation, molecular function: neuropeptide binding; G protein-coupled enkephalin receptor activity.